CACGACCCAAGCAAAACAAUAAAUUUAGUGAUUCGCUCCGUUAAAUUCAACGCGUAUUUGUUCAUUUUUGUUUUUUUACAAAUUUCACUUGUUCAACGAAAAAGGAUGUUAUGGAGACCGUACAGACAUAUUUGAUAGCAUCACUAUAUUUUUGCUGUGACGUAUACAGUAUGGACAUUAGCCAGAAAUACUUCUCUGACGUUUCAAUCAGCUGUCAUGAAAGUUCGUUUCGGAAUGUCUCUGACAAUAAGGAAGAAAACAAGUUUGCUGCAAAAAGUAUAUGGUUGUUACCAAAUGGUGAUAUUGUUCGGACAGGUCAACAUUCGGAUAAACAGACAAAUGUCUAUUCGUCAAUUAUAAAUGAAACAUCUGUAUUACAUGUAAACCGAAUUGAUGACAUAGACUUUGGAGUGUAUUGGUGUGUUCAGAUAUUGAACGACUCGAGUGUUGUGGCAAAUAAACACACAAUAAACAUAGACGGGCCUCCGAUGCACGAGUUUUAUGAACAGCAGCGGAGGAACGCGAUCGUUGGUGCAAUAUCUGCCGGUGCUCUGUUAGGAAUCAUAUUAAUUACAUAUAUUGUAUGGCAUUUUCAAUGUAGUGAAAAGAUGAGAAGAAAACGUAGACUAACUGAUGACUUAGCUAAAGGAAUUAACAGAUAUAGCACACAAAUCUACGACAAUGUGGGGAUGGAACUUUACGUUAAGAGAACCGACAAAUAGUGAAUAUUUCAUUUUCUAUAUUUCAAAAAUUAAUUUGUUUAUAGGCAUUAAUUUCAUUCUUACAUGGACUUCAUCGUCGCAACCUACAGUAUAUAUUACGUUCCACUGUUACCGGAAAAAUUAAAUACCUAUCACUUUCGUUUUUGUUUUUCAUUGGUGGACACAGAGACUAAAAAACCAAUCGACAGUGGUUACACUUUUGAGUAAUUAUUAUGCAUGCCAAGCCAUUGCUGUUUUCUAAACUAAGAACAUUAAGUUAAUAUUAUGUAAAGUUUGUUGUAUAAUAUGUACAUGCAGUGUCUUGAAUAUCCUUACUCACUUGAGUUUCAUGGAGGUUGCCUAGUAAUAUCACACGAACAACUUCUUAAAGGGAGUGGAUAUUUCUUUGAAUGACUCGUACACGUUAAUCUGAACUGAUAUUUAGUGAACAGCGGUUAAAAUUAGAAACCGCUGUGAAAGCUCACUGAUGAUUGGCAUUUGAAAGGUCACGAGAAGGUGACAUCCUUUUGGUGUCCGUCAGAUCCUAAUGCGUAGGGUUAUUUAGGGGCUGAUUUUAAUUAGAUCGAUAAAUAGAGAAUUAAUACACUUACGUUCAAGCGUAGAAGUAAUUUCCCUGACGUCAAUUGGUUUAUUGACGUCAUUUGUUUCGUCAUAUAUCGUGUAAUUAUGUAAUCGAAUGUCCUAUCGUUUUGAAAGGG
Molecule: messenger RNA, 1420 nt
Organism: Ruditapes philippinarum (Manila clam)
Lineage: Eukaryota; Metazoa; Mollusca; Bivalvia; Venerida; Veneridae
Exons: 2
Coding region: 111-722 (203 amino acids)
Source: RefSeq, a predicted model, not a curated record